AGGUGCGCGCCUUCGCUUUCGUCUGAGGAGCAUUGGUCCUUUUCUUUCGGCUCAAAAUCUUUGAAUCGUGAAGAAAAGCUCUCCAGUUCGUGUUGCACGCAGCCCCGUCGCGGUUCUCAGCUCAGAGGACCACGCGGCGCAACUCGUGUGUGGAACAAUCCUCCCCAACAUGACUUUGUUGUCGCCGAAGCGUUCGUAAGCAGCGUCGUCUAUCGCAGUGUCUUUUUGCUGUUGUCUCCGUGCUCCGUUGAUGCUAGCUCACUGCAAGAGCCAAGGGAAAAAAGAAGGCACCUCCUCUAUUAACUUUUUCAAAUAAUAAUAAUUAUCGAUAGCAAACAUCAAUCAUUGCAUUUUUUGUUUUCCAAAACUAAUACGACGAUGCCAGAGAACCGCGUGACACGUGCGAGGCGUCGUGCCGACAUCGCAGCACAAUUACUGAUGGGCGGGGUGGAGCGCAACCCGGGCCCCCGCCGCAACAAUGGGCGACGUUACACCAACACAGCGUCUACCGAUUAUGACUACGACGCGUACACGGACGAUCUCGACUACGCAAGCGGAGCAUCGGAUGGUCACGUACUGGGUACCCAUCUGUGGCGGAUGGUGGCGCGAACACCGGCGGCGAUCCCACAGGAGUCCUCCCGAAGCAGCACAGGCCACCGUCGCCAGGGUAAGAACAAAAGCGCACGAUACAGAGAAUCCGCCCUACGUCGCGGCCCGCGUGCGGAGCUGCGCGAGAUGGAGCUCACCGACGACGGCCGUCCAGCAUGGCGCACGUGCGCGCAGCGUCAAGCGGAGAUGUUCUCGGAAAUGACGGAGUACACCCGGUACGAUCGAGAUGAUGUGAACUUCGAGGUGUGGGUGGCGGAGCUCUUCGCGGACUUCAUGACGGCGAGUGAGGCGGAGAUGCGACACAUUUCGCUCAUGAAGGAGGAGUUGGUCGUGUGGACGCUGCGCGCGGUACUCAUGGCGGAUGCGUAUGACCUUUCGAUGUCCCACAUCUCUUUCUGCCCGGUAGGCGGCUGCCGCGAGUUUCGCGAGACCGUGGAGUUGAUGGACCAGCACGUGCUUGAGCAGCACCCGUCGUCGAAGCGCGCGAAGCAGCUCUGCAGGGAAGGCUAUAGUGACAGCUACUACGAUGUGGCGAGGGCCACCUACACUCCGCAGCCAGCGCAGACCUCCUCGAGAGCACCUCCGGUGAAAGAAACAGCGAGUAGUGCGGCGAGUUCUGCGGCACCAGCGCCGCCAUCUUUUAGCAGCGCACACCCUGACCCCGUAUCAAUGGCACAACAGCAACAGAGUUUUGACGCCUUGACGGAGCAGCUGCGCAAUCAGCUUUUUCUGAUUGACCGGCACCAACUGACCGUAAAGGAGUUGUACAAGGCGGAGAAUACGACGUCUCUCGCUUUGCAGUCCCUGGCGAAGCUGCGUGAGUUGUCUGACAUGCACGAGUACGUGGUGAAGCAGCUGAACGAGCUCAUUUACGAAAAGUCACUCGCGCUAUUCGCGCACAAACCGAGGUCAACAGUGGCGCAGGUAUUGACCCAGGUGAAGCGCGUUAUCGAAGAGCAGCAGCGAAUACUGGAUCAAAUGACGGUGGCACUGGCCUCUCGACGACUUCAACAAUGCAACCGCGCUGGACUCACGCAGAUGUAUUCGUAG
This is a messenger RNA of Leptomonas pyrrhocoris, 1659 nucleotides long. RefSeq lists its product as hypothetical. The coding region runs from base 379 to 1659 and encodes 426 amino acids. The record is from RefSeq and is a predicted model, not a curated record. The transcript has a single exon. NCBI's taxonomy places the organism in Eukaryota, Euglenozoa, Kinetoplastea, Trypanosomatida, Trypanosomatidae.